AUGGUCGAGAAGGCGACUAUCGAACUCAGAGAGGACCUUGCAGAGACCAUCGAUACGUUCCAUAAUGAUGAAGCACUCAAGGUUAUCGUCGAAGAGCACGGCCAGAACGAAUGGGAUGCGGCUGAGGAGAAGCGCCUUGUUCGGAAGAUUGAUUGGAAGUUGCUUCCGCUGCUGUGUCUGACCUAUGGGCUGCAGUAUUAUGAUAAAGCCAUGCUGUCCCAGGCCGCUAUCUUCGGCCUUCGCGAUGACUUGGAUCUUAGCGUGGGGAACCGCUAUACAUUCAGCUCGGCCAUUUUGUACAUGGGCUUUUUGACUGGGUCCUAUCCUGCCACAGUGCUAGCACAGAAGUAUCCUAUUGAACGUGUUGCCGGAGGACUCGUCUUCACUUGGGGUGUCUGCCUCAUGUCGACGGCAGGUUGCACCAGUUUUCGAGGAUUAUAUGCUCAACGAUUCUUUCUUGGAUGCUUGGAGGCAGGCAUUUCUCCCAUCUUCAUGCUCGUGGUCGGAGGCUGGUACGAGAAAGGCGAGCAAGCUCUCCGUAUGGGCGCUUGGUUUUGCUGCACUGGAUACUUCGGAGCAGUCUCUCCCCUCGUCAAUUACGGCCUUGGACAGAUCUCCGGAGGCACCUUGAGUUCCUGGCAGUAUAUGUAUCUCGUUGCGGGAGGCAUCACCAUCUUGUGGGCUCUGGUAAUUCUAACUUUUCUGCCUGCGGACCCUAUUCGAGCCCGGGGUUUUUCCAGCAGGGAGCGCUACAUUGCUGUCGCCCGAUUGCGCAAAAACAACAGUGGCGUCCGCAACCUCCACUGGAAAAGUCCCCAAUUGAUCGAAAGUUUAACGGACGCGAAGUUCUGGCUUUCUUUCUUCAUGGCAUUUUUCAUGAUGUUCGGCAAUGGCCCCUAUUCCACUUUUACACCCAUCAUCGUCCAUGGUUUCGGAUUUAGUGCCUUGAACUCUCUGCUACUCACCGUUCCCGCUGGGGUUUUCGUGGGGUCCGUCGAGCUCGGAGCUUGUUAUAUGGCUUUCAAGUUCAAAAACUCGAGAACCAUCAUUAUGUUCCUAUGCCAGCUCCCAACUGUUGCCGCAUCCCUGCUUUUAUGGCUUCUUCCACGUCAUGAGCUAGGCGGAUCACUACUGGCAGUAUUCAUUAUUGCUUCGUUUGGAGGAACGUACGCGGUUCUACUUGGGCUGACUAUCGCCAACUGCGCUGGGUAUACCAAGAAGACAACCUUCUCAGCUGGGCUGUUUGUUGGCUACUGUCUCGGCAACAUUGCUGGUCCUCUAAUCUUUAGGGAGAAGGAUGCACCACGAUAUGCCACUGGAUUCAUUAUUGUCCUAAUCACGGCAAUUCUAACUCAGGUGUUAACAAUUAUAUAUCGCUACCUGUGCAUCCUCGAAAAUAAGAAGCGAGACAAAAGUGGAAUUCUAGAAGGAUUUGACCAUGCCUACGAGGAUGAUCUAACUGACAAGACGAAUCCUCAAUUUCGCUACACAUACUGA
This is a messenger RNA of Cladophialophora bantiana CBS 173.52, 1497 nucleotides long. RefSeq lists its product as uncharacterized. Gene Ontology annotation, biological process: transmembrane transport. The transcript has 10 exons. Lineage: Eukaryota; Fungi; Ascomycota; Eurotiomycetes; Chaetothyriales; Herpotrichiellaceae. Bases 1 to 1497 code for a protein of 498 amino acids. The record is from RefSeq and is a predicted model, not a curated record. Gene Ontology annotation, molecular function: transmembrane transporter activity. Gene Ontology annotation, cellular component: membrane.